This is a messenger RNA of Andrographis paniculata, 2550 nucleotides long. RefSeq lists its product as uncharacterized. Lineage: Eukaryota; Viridiplantae; Streptophyta; Magnoliopsida; Lamiales; Acanthaceae. The record is from RefSeq and is a predicted model, not a curated record. The transcript has 11 exons. Bases 966 to 1745 code for a protein of 259 amino acids.
CCCCCUCCGUUCUCCUCUCUUCUUUCUUGCUCUAUUCGUCUUUAUUUCUUCUUAUUUUUCUUUCUUCUUCUUCGUUUGUUUCCUGGUUCGUCUUUUUCUUCUUCUUCGUCGCUGUCUUCUUCUUCGUAUUUUUCUUCACCGACUGGUUGUCCUCCGCCCUACACCCCUGAACCUCGCAACGCCUCACUGUCUUCGGCCAUCGACCGCGCUCCACCGCUGCCCGCAGACGUCCUCAAACGCGAACCCUAGCUUUUUCUGUGUGUGAUACCCGCCAUUGAGGGACAACGUACUUUUGGGCAGAAGUCUAAGCGUCGAUCCAAACUUGCUGCAUAAUAGUUAUGGCAAGAACCAACCCUGAAAGGCAAUCUGUAUUGCAAGAGGUUGGAGGUUCACCACUCUGACGGGUCACAAGAGCCCUUGCACGCAGCAGCCCCAAGACAACCAAUCACCCGGAGGUUAGUGCACCCUCUCCACCGAAGCAAGUUGGUUCUAAACGGAUGACCACUAGACGCAAGGGUGCCCAUGUCUCACCUCUUUUGGACCGCUUAAAAUCAAUUACCGAAGAGUGGGAGAGAGAGCGGGAUGCUCGGACGGCAGCAAGGGUAGAUGCAUCCUCCGUUCGACGUCCUUUAUUGCAGGAUUCACAAAAGCCAGAGCAAGUAAUAUUGAUUGUUAGAUACGCCUAAUAAAUUCCUUGCCUUGCUACAAUGAUACAUCGAAACUCGUAACACCACAUGAGUAAAAUAUUGCAGACGGUGAUCGGCGAUAUGAUUGAUGAUGAUAUGAUAGGCCCUACACAGGGGACGGAAACAACUGGCCCCAUUACGUUGGGAAUAAACCAUGCACCAGUGGCUGAAAUCGAAGAACCUCCGGAAAUGGAUGAAGAUGAUCUCACCUAGAGGGAUGAACCAGCUGAGACGGAAGAUCCAAUAACAGAAACUAAAAGGGGGCGGGGAGCGGCCAAGAUGCCUCGUGGAUGGGGUGGGGACACCCCAAUGACUGUGUUUAUGGCCAGGGAUGGCAGAAGCAUCAUCGGGCCAGAUGUGAAGGAUUACAAAAGUGGAGUUAAAGUCAUCGCCAGAAAUGGGAUGUGUCUUCCAUUACGGUAUUCGAGUUUCCAAGCAAUUCCCGAACAAUUGUGGCAAGGUGCAUGGAUUGAGAUACGGGACAAUUGUGGGCUUCCGGAUUCGGCAGAGAAGGUCGUUAUGGCUGACCUGAAGGAUGUCUGGCGCCAUUGGAAAUGCAUCAUCAAGUCUACAUACUUCGCACCACACCAGAAUGACGACGAAACAUUGAAGAAAGUCCCCACCGAUCGGAUUGUCGCUGAAGAAUGGCCGUUGCUUGUCCAGUAUUGGAAGGAUGAGAAGGUUAAGGAUAUUGCAAGGAGAAAUACCAAUAACUCCAUCAAAAGAAAGUUUCCGCACAGGAUUGGCCGGAAACCAUUCACAGCGUUGGCGGAUGAGAUAAAGGCAACAGGGAAAGAGCCUGAUAAUUUGGAAAUUUGGAUGUCGUCUCGCAUGAAUGGACGUGGUGGUGAUGAUGAGAUGACUGAUGAUAUUUUGGCUUAUUUGAAUGAUGAACUUAAUAAAAUUCUUAUUGAUAAAAGAACCCCGGCGGCUCGUGAGGCUUUGUACCGCCGUGCACUCGGGGGGAAAAGGAAUAGAAAAACAACUGUUGAUAGUGCUGCCAGCUCUGCCUACCCCCGGAGUCAUUUGACUAGAGGGCCCGAGGGUCCUGAUCUCUGAAAGCUUGCUGAGGACUAUCAGAAAGGCCUUGUUGAGAUUAGAGAAUUUAUGUCUGAAUUUAGGAGUGUCCGUGCUGAGAUGUCUGAAAUUAGAACCAUCCGUGCUGAGAUGUCUGCUUUGUUGAAUUCUUUCCCGCGUGCCUCCAUACGGGGCCCUGUAAGAAUGCAUAUCUCGUGUAUUAAUUAGUUUUGCAUUGUACCAUUUGGGGCGAGUCAUGUCGUUUCAUACUCACCUGUUUUGUAGUGUUCUAGCCCCACAGAUGGAAGGUCAGAGACCCCGGGGACUGAUGUCCUUACCCCGUUGACGAUCGGGUCUCAUAUUCUUCUCAUAUCUCGUGGUUUGGAAAAACGCGUUAUUGGUGAGGGGUUGUUACUAUCCGACCCUACCCCAGGUGACACUGUUGACAUAGUAAGGGUUUUUGUUACAUCUGCUACUGUUCCGGAGGCUGCGGUUAUUCUACGGACAACCUCCGGAGCAUAAACACUCGGUAAGGUUGUCCACGCCGAGCCAAUCGACUGGACAUUUAAAGAUCUUGUUCGUCGCCCGUAACUACGGUGUACGACCACUUUGACGGUGCAUGGGGCGUUGCAGCAUGGCAUGUGAUUCUAUGAUGAUUAACGUUUGUUUUUGGAUUGAUGCUAGCUGAGUCCUUUAUGUUGGUUGAACUUGAUGUCUCUGCUACAUUUUGUGUGUUUGUUGCUACGCUUUGCCAUAUAUGUUAGGCUAUAUUGUGAAAUAUUUAUAUUUCUACACAGUGCGUACUUGCUACAACUUAUGGUGAUACAGAAUUGCCGUAAUAUUUCCA